Messenger RNA from Plutella xylostella (diamondback moth), 862 nucleotides. It is a transcript of the gene RpL13, whose product is annotated as ribosomal protein L13. The record is from RefSeq and is a predicted model, not a curated record. Gene Ontology annotation, cellular component: ribosome; cytosolic large ribosomal subunit. Gene Ontology annotation, molecular function: structural constituent of ribosome; RNA binding. Lineage: Eukaryota; Metazoa; Arthropoda; Insecta; Lepidoptera; Plutellidae. Gene Ontology annotation, biological process: translation.
AGUAUACGUAUGCGAGAAUAAUCUGUGAUCAUUAUUUUUAUCUGUGACAAAUCUGACAUAAAAGUUGACAGUUUUUUUUUGUACGCUCUAGAUUUUCUUUUUCUUUAUGGUCUUUUAAAUUCUGACUUGUUUUGACCACCGGUGAAAUAGUGGUUAUUCAAGAUGGGUAAGGGUAAUAAUAUGAUCCCAAAUGGCCAUUUCCACAAGGAUUGGCAAAGGUUUGUGAAAACCUGGUUUAACCAGCCUGCUAGAAGACACCGCAGAAAGCAAAACAGGAUCAAGAAGGCUAAGGCUAUUGCCCCUCGUCCUGCAGCUGGACCCCUACGUCCCGUCGUUCGGUGCCCCACAGUGCGUUAUCACACUAAAGUUCGUGCUGGACGUGGAUUUACCCUUCGUGAAAUCAGGGCUGCUGGUCUGAGCUCUGCCUUCGCCAGAACUAUUGGUAUUGCUGUCGACCCUCGCAGGCGUAACAAGUCUGUAGAGUCAUUACAGACCAAUGUUCAGAGACUAAAGGAGUACCGCGCGCGUCUCAUUCUCUUCCCUAAGGGCAAGAAGGUGCUUAAGGGUGAAGCCAAUGAGGAAGAGCGUAAGUUGGCAACUCAACUGCGCGGGCCACUGAUGCCAGUGCAACAGCCUGCCCCUAAGUCUGUCGCCAGAGCCAUCACUGAAGAGGAGAAGGACUUCAAGGCAUACCAAUACCUCCGAGGAGCUCGUUCCAUUGCCAAGCUUGUUGGUAUCCGUGCCAAGAGGCUGAAGGAUGCGGCUGAAAACCCUGAUGAUGUGACUAAAGCUCCUACUGCAGUCAAAGACCCUAAGGCUAAGAAGUGAAGCAAGGAGACAUAAAUAAAAAUCAAAAAACUUA